AUGGUGAUAUUACCGAUGAUGAUCGGAAUACUUGCAAUGAUGAUGGCUCCGGCGGAAGAAGAUGGGAGAGAUGUUGAGACAAAGGCGGAGAGAAGCAUCGCACAAAGAGUGGUUGUUACGACGACAGCAGCGUCUGAGACCGAGAGAAACGCCGAGACCGAGAAAAACGUGGCUGGAAGAAACGCGAUGGUGGUUGCGGCAGCAGCUGCGGCGACGGCGAUGGCCGCAGGGGCGGUGAGAGAAGCAACAGCGGCAGCGGCGGCUGAUAGAGAAGCUGCCACUGUGGUUGCGACGGCGACGGCGGAUAGAAAAGCUGCGGCCACAGCAGCGGCAAUGGCAGCGACAUCGACAGCGACUGAGGCGGCGACUGCGGCGGCUAAGGCGGCGACUGCGGCGGCUGAAGCGGCGACUGCGGCGGCUGAAGCGGCGACUGAGAUGACUACGUCGUCUAAGGCGGCGAUUGCGGCGGCUGAAGCGGCGACUGCUGCAGCGGCUGAGGCGGCGACGACUGCGGCGGCUGGGGCGGCGACUGUGGCGGCUGAGGCGAUGACUACGGCGGCAGCACGCAUCACGCCCACGUUGGAGCACAACGUCGAGGCACAAGUCGAAGUUCAGUACUGGCAAGAAAAUCUUUGA
Molecule: messenger RNA, 636 nt
Organism: Zingiber officinale
Lineage: Eukaryota; Viridiplantae; Streptophyta; Magnoliopsida; Zingiberales; Zingiberaceae
Product: antifreeze protein Maxi-like
Exons: 2
Coding region: 1-636 (211 amino acids)
Source: RefSeq, a predicted model, not a curated record